Messenger RNA from Syngnathus typhle (broad-nosed pipefish), 1205 nucleotides. RefSeq names its product enoyl-CoA delta isomerase 1 (gene eci1). The transcript has 7 exons. Gene Ontology annotation, biological process: fatty acid beta-oxidation. Lineage: Eukaryota; Metazoa; Chordata; Actinopteri; Syngnathiformes; Syngnathidae. Gene Ontology annotation, cellular component: mitochondrion. Gene Ontology annotation, molecular function: enoyl-CoA hydratase activity. The record is from RefSeq and is a predicted model, not a curated record. The coding region runs from base 118 to 1029 and encodes 303 amino acids.
GUAAUUACACAUAUUGGCCAGUGCAAUUUUAUAGUGCUGUUCCGAAAAGGUCCGACAGAAUCGAGUUAGCCUAGCCUAGCUGCAACUUCCUAGCUAGCUGCAACUUCAAGCAUAACAAUGGCGUUGAGAGCAGCUUUUAGGAAUAAGUGUACUUUAUCAGGGCUUCUUUCCCAGCUGUCUUCUAGCAGAAGUCAUGGCAGAGUGUGUGCAUCAACGGUACUUGCCGCACAGCAGAGGAGCAACUCCACAUCUUCUAAAAUUUCUGUGGAUUUUGACCAGAGUACAGGUGUGGCUGUGAUGCGUAUGAAGAGUCCACCAGUCAAUAGCCUCAGUUUGGACUUCCUCACAGAGUUUUGCAUAAGCUUAGAGAAGCUCGAGAUGGACAAAAGCUGCCGGGGGCUCAUCAUCACCUCUAGUCUGCCCAAGGUGUUCUCAGCAGGGCUGGACAUCAUGGAGAUGUAUGGCAAGACUCCAGAAAGCUGCGGGGAAUUCUGGAAAGCUGUUCAGGAGAUGUGGUUGAAACUCUACAGCUCCAACAUGGUCACCGUAGCUGCAAUCAAUGGUUCCAGUCCUGCAGGGGGCUGUCUGAUGGCUUUGACAUGUGACUAUAGAGUAAUGGUGGACAACCCACGCUAUAGCAUCGGCCUUAAUGAGACUCAGCUCGGGAUAGUUGCGCCUUUUUGGUUUAAGGACACCAUGGCUAAUACAGUGGGCCACCGGACUACGGAAAUGGCCUUGGCUUUGGGGCUGCUCUACAACCCAACAGAGGCUCUGAAGAUAGGACUGGUAGACCAGCUGGUACCUGAAGAUAAGCUCAUGGCCACAGCUGAGCAGACAAUGGCCAAGUGGUUGGCCAUUCCAGCCCACGCCAGACAGAUCACCAAGUCCAUGAUGAGAAAGCCGACCAUUGACAAGCUGACGGCCAAAAGAGAAGCCGACGUCCAAAAUUUUGUUAGUUUCAUCACUAAAGAUGCCAUCCAGAAUUCGCUCCGUACGUAUCUUGAGAUGCUCAAAAAGAGGAAGGCUUAAUGAGUAAGCGAAGGCCUCUAAUCACAAAUCAUUGGACACUGUCAGGUUCUUCUAACAGCGCCUCAUCACUAAAAGUGCCUGACCUAAAUCACACCGUGGUGCAUUGCUUCUUUUUUUUCUGUAUUCUUUUCCCUCUGUUUUGUUUUUGGAAUGUAGAUUUAAAAGGUGAAACUUCA